Thamnophis elegans (Western terrestrial garter snake) is the source of this 5652-nucleotide messenger RNA. RefSeq names its product SWT1 RNA endoribonuclease homolog (gene SWT1). The coding region runs from base 1298 to 3736 and encodes 812 amino acids. The transcript has 17 exons. Gene Ontology annotation, cellular component: nucleus. The record is from RefSeq and is a predicted model, not a curated record. Lineage: Eukaryota; Metazoa; Chordata; Lepidosauria; Squamata; Natricidae.
ACACCCCCCCCCCCCAGGGGGCUCUGAUCCAAAAACAAAUCUUGGAGACAGUUUGUCAGACAAGGUUCAUGUGAGACUCUUCAGAGCUCACAUCCCCCACAUCUGUCCAGUUGGAGAACUUCAGGUCCGAUAAUAUUCAGUCUUAAUACCAUGUUUGCAGUAUUAAAAAAACAGAUAAUCUGCUUUUGUUCUAUGUAUCUUGGAUGUAACUGAAGUCAAUAUCGCAUUUUAUUACAUAACAGAAUUAAACAUAACCCACUUGAAGUGUUAUGUUUUGUGCUUUUUCCCCACAUCAGUUAGUUCCUAAUGCUUUAAAGCUGAACAGAGAUGGGGCAAGAAGCUUUAUUCUCUAGGAAUUACGAGAACAUGUAAGAGUGGCCAGCUUAUAUACACAAAAGACUGCAGGCCAGAAAGCUGCAGAAGACAUGAUGUGGUCCAGUGUUUAGGUAACAGUUGUAGAGGAAUAAAGGACUUUUCCUAGAACAUUUUUUAUUUUUAAAUAUUUAUUUUAGUUCCAAACCAGGCUUUUCAGAUGCAGAACAGAAUUUAGAUUGCAUAUUGAGAAUCUUAUUUUUUUAGUAUGCUUCAAUAAAAAUACAAGGAAAGUACCAUUAGGUUCUUAGAUUGUGCCAAGGAGAGGAAGUUUAUAAAGCCAAAUAGGUUAAAAAAAAUCAAUCAUAAGCAUAUAAUUUUUCUAUUUCCCAUGAUGGGUUCAUGAUAUAAAUAGGUGUAUAGAAUAGAGCAAAUGUGGAAAGUCAGAAGAAUUGAAAAUUAUUUUUGAGUGCUGAUGAACUUGCAAAGCAGCAGUUUUUAGUGGCAAUGGAGAAGCCAUUGUAAUUUCAAGAAGUUUUGAUUUCUCCUUCAUAUUAAGAAAAGUCUAGAAUUUUGUAGUUUUUUCUGAGCAAGCAUGCUUGGUUCUUUUUACUCUUGUUGCUGAAUAAAGGGGAAAGCGGGGGAGCUUGACAUAGGCUAGCUUCAAAGAUUUUCUCACUAUGAAAGAUUCUUGCUUUCCAUCCCUAGUCAAGGUCAGGUUUUGCAGUCUCCUGGCCAAGUUUUGAUAAAAACCUUGGGAUCAGUGUUGUUUAUUGAAAGCUUCUGCACAGAACUUUGCAUUGGGUACUGCGGAAAUUUGCCAGCCCUUAGUUAUCUCUGCAGUCAUUAUUAAGAAGCUCCUGGCAGCUUGUAAGAGACUGGAGAGUCAUCUUACUUGAAACCAGAAUCAGCAGAAAUUGGGAACAGACAUGCAAAAGAACAGCUGGACCAAAGAGUGAGUGGUGCUGGAUAUGUGAAAGCAAAAAUGAGUUUCGAUCUCAAACAUUCUAGUACAGGACUCGAAGCAAAGAUAUCAAAAGACUCUCAACCCAUUAAUAGUGCUUUAAUACCUCUUGAAGAGCGUGAAAAGAUCACCAUGCAAUUUAAAGCCACGGCUAAUCUUGGUGAGAAAAGCAUUAUGGAGCCUAUAGUUGUCUUCUCUCGUAAAGAACAGUCUGGCAUGAGUGGCAGUGAUCCUGAUGACAAAAAAAGGAGGAAGCUGUCACACGAUUUGGGGAUCAUAAACAUCAAAGAGAAGGAUAAAAAAAAAGAUAAAAUGGAGAGCACCAAGUUUAAAAAAGUAAUUCUAAAACGUAUAAUGGAGGAAUUCAAGGAAACCACGAGACCAGCAGAAAGUUCAUUCCUUCAUAAGAAAAAAACACUAAGAUUCAAUGAAAUAACCCCGAAAAUGAACUGUAGCAAAACCCAGCACGUUCCAGAUUUACCUUUUACUGUCACGGAUUCUAAAGUGCAUAUGCAGGCUUCCAAAAAAGAUACUCUUGAAAAGGAGAAGCGUCUUUCUUUAGAACUUUCCAGCAAAAAUGGUAAAGAAGUCAAAUGCACACUCUCAUAUCACCUGGCAAAGCUGCCCAAAUGUUGGAAGUAUAAAAAUGAAGAACCAACACCUACUGAUUCAGAGACGGAUAUUUGUAAUUCAAGGAUUCGAGGAAAUAAAUUUGAACCAGUCACGUUUCAUUCAAGUUGGAGUUCCAAAUCCUCAUGUUCUUCCCUUGAAAACAUCGAAAAUACAGAUGUGGACCAAGAGAUGCAGAUUGUAGAAGACUUGCAUGCAGCUCGUAUUGAGAAGAAGAUGGAUCUGCCUGUCGUGCAGGCGUGUGGAGAGUUAACUUGCAUGGAAAUAGAUCUUGCAGACGAUGAAUCACAUAUAUCCUCUAAUAUUUUCUCUGGGUUGAAUACUUUGAUUGUGAUUGAUACUAAUAUAAUGAUCAGCCAUUUGACAUUCAUCAAAUCUUUGAAGAAUGCAAAUAUCCCAGGCAUAGGCAGAUUUUUGCUAUUAAUUCCCUGGGUAGUUCUGCAAGAAUUGGACAACUUAAAGCGGGGGAAGAUAUUGGCAAACGUUAGUCAAAAAGCAAUCCCUGCAGUUCACUUCAUCUAUACUUGCCUGAAAAAUCAAGAUCCAAAAUUGUGGGGUCAAUCCAUGCAGCUUGCUUCUCAAAAAACACAAAGUUUCAGUACUGAGAACAAUGAUGAUCGUGUGUUACAAUGCUGCCUUCAGUAUCAGAAUCUCUGUCCUCAAGCUGAAGUAAUCUUGCUGACGGAUGAUAAAAAUUUGUGCAACAAAGCCCUAGUGAGUGAAAUAAAGGCAUAUAGUAAAGCAGAUUUGGUUGUUGCAUUCCAGGAAAUGACUCCAAAGGGCACAAUUAUUAGUGAAGAUACUGCCAAUAACAAGUGGGGAAAAGAUAAAUACCCCAAGAAGACUGAAAAGAGUUCUAAUCAUCUUUCAGAAAUUAUUUUUGAUGUGGAAAAAAGCUUGGGAGAUGUUUUAUCUUCUAUUUUAGAAACUGAAUUGAAGAUUGCUUUUGGAGAUCUUUGGAUUGAGGUAGUAUAUCAUAAACCCCCUUGGACAUUAGCAAAUGUGUUGGAGUGUUACAAAAAACACUGGAUGGCUGUUUUUGGACAAUUUAUAUCAAGAAGCCUUUUUUCAACUAUUGAAUAUCUCUAUCUACAUCUUUGUAAAGGUAAAAUAAUUGGAUAUUCAACAUUGAGGAAUGUCCUCCGGGAGUCAAAAAUGUUAUUGGAAAUGUUCAGUUCAAGAUCCACCUAUGAUGGUUUUCUUUCACGGGCUUUAGCUCAAGUGAAUAAAUUACUCAAGACGGUUGAAGAGAUGGAGUCAAGUAUAGGAGAAAAUUCUAAAGAUACCUUGAAAUCUAAUUUGGGAAAUGAUACAUGUGAAAAAAUGGAAGAUGUGAUUUUGUCAGAACACACUCAGACAGGAGAUAAGUCUCCAUUAACAGAGCCUUCAGCACAAGAAAAUAGACAUAAGGAAAUUUGGUCCGUCCUUGAAAAUGUAUGGAACAGAAUCAAUGUGUUCAGUUUUGAAAUUUUCCAAAAAGUAGACCUUAAUGCAAUAUCCCAAACUUCGAAUAUGUCUUCAUUUCAAGAAGCUUUUAUGGGACUGCAGAAAUUAAUGGGCACAGUGAAUGAAAUUCUUGCUGGAAUUCAGCAAGUCUUAGUGCCAAAUAGUAGCUUUCAAGAUGUUUGGGCCUUGUAUAGAUUCUUAACUAAUAAUGAGGUGAAUAAUAGUACAAAAUUUACUGCUGAGGAACUUUAUGACUGUAUUUCCCAAGAAAUAUAUAGAACACGGUUAUCAGUUGGAUAUGGCCAGCUAAUUCAACUGGAACAUAUUGUUAGACAGCGCUAUCAAUCAGUCCUUUUAGAAAUCAAGAACAGAGGAUGGCUCUAACUCCUUCAAUUAACUGAAACACUUGAAAGACUGGUUUUCUUUUCACCUAGCAAAAUAAACCUAUGAUCCAGCUCCCUAAAAGGUUUAAACUUCUGUAAUUUAUUGGUCUUUUUUGCUGUUUUUAGCAACUUUGUUUGAUGAUCACACUUAAAGAAACAUUAAUCCAUGGUUUGGCCUUAUUUGUAUAUAUGUAUAUGUGUUUGUGUUUCUACUUCCUGGAAGACGACAGAGUUAGAACUGGUGAAGGGAUUUCUAAAUCUCCCUGAAAUAUUAGCUUUUACUCCUCAUGUAAAUCACCACUUUACAGGUGAGAUAUUUUUUAAAUCUGUAUAUUAUCCAUUCCGAGAGCAAUAUUCUCAUGGCAAUGACAUAGCUCUACCCCUCUCCUUACCUAGCAUAUCAUAACUUGGAGUUGAGUUGUGCAGACAUUUUGAUCAUGAAGCUUACAUAUGAAGUUAUGUAUAUUUUAUUAGCCCAUUCCCUGCUCUUUUUACAGUAAAAAUCUCUUAAAUCUGUUUGCUAUUUUUUGAUGAAUUCUGUUGUUACUUUUUCACUGGUAUCAUUUGUCAUGUUUUAGUGGAAGGAGAUUCCAUACUACUCAAUACAUAAUACCCAUCUGCCUGCUUCUCUUGGCCUACUGAAUUUGUAGCUGUCAUAACUACGGUUUCUUGAAAUCCCCUCUUCCUUCCACCUCAAUCACCAAGAGCUCACUCAAAAACUGCAGAAGUUAGACAUCAAAUGUUAUGGCUAUGGGAACUAUGCAAGCAUAUAGCACUGGUCAAGAGACAGGGAGAAGGAAAACAGGUGAUCUCAAGGGAUGCUCAUGGCAAGCUGCGGCUUGCAUUCCUCUCCUGCUGUCCAUUGUAAAGUUCUUACAUUGGGACAAAAUGGAAUUCUUGUGGCCAAUUUAUCGUCAUCUACUCAGCACUACUAAUUAUCCAAAUAAUUGUUGUGCAUUUGUGUGGAAAGAUGUCCAUAUGCCUAGGAAUCAUGAAUGAAUGUGCAAAAGAUUCUGUUCCAUCACCCAGAAUAAAACACGAUUAUAUAAUUGCAAGCAUUUUUGCUACUUUUACAAGAGAAAAGUUUCUACCUGACCGGAAACCAACUUUGUAUGCUAGCAAUGGAGGGAAGGUUUCAAGGUAGUAGAGGGGGGAAAGUGUUUAAUCUGUGCAUGUCUCUUUUUACGGUAAAAAUGUCUUAAAUCUGUUUGCUAUUUUUUGAUGAAUUCUGUUGUUAUUUUUUCACUGGUAUCAUUUGUCAUGUUUUAAUGGAAGGAGAUUCCAUACUACUAUAUAUUCAUUUCAAACAUUUUAAUUUCAAAUUUAGAUUAAAAAAUGUUGCCUCCUGUCUGUUGGCCUGAUAUCCUCUGCACAUGAGGACAUUGCAAGGAAGACGUACAUUUGAUUGUUUUAAGUUCUAAGUAUGCAAAUAAGUUACAGCUACCCCUUUGAUUUCUGUAGAGCUAAGUAUUGUCGUUCUAUAAAUGUUUAAUUACAGUUGGAUUCCUGUGCUGAUAUUUCAGGGCAUCUACUACAUCAGGGAUGUCAAAACUCACGGCAUCAUGGCAUCGUCAUGUGACGUAGCAGGACUUUUUCCCCCCUUUGCUAAACUGGGAAUGGCCAGCGCAUGACCUACCUGGCAGGUGGGCCUCUAGUUUGACAGCCCCGCACUACAUGUAACUUGGAAUAGAAAUCAAUAAUGUUUCAUUGGAGAAUCAACCAUGGGUAAAUGGAAGUAAAUAAAGACUUAAGGCUUAUUUACAGUAAUUUAAUAUAGUUUAUAAUAUCUGGAAUUAGGUCAGAAUAGUCAGGAGGAACAGAAACUGGGGAACCAAUUCCAUUUGGUGAGGAAACCUUAAAUAUUGUUUUUGAAAGCAAGUCCCAAUUUUCUUAAUACACUAAAUUACAUAGAUAGAA